Molecule: messenger RNA, 2127 nt
Organism: Talaromyces marneffei
Lineage: Eukaryota; Fungi; Ascomycota; Eurotiomycetes; Eurotiales; Trichocomaceae
Exons: 2
Coding region: 1-2127 (708 amino acids)
Source: RefSeq, a predicted model, not a curated record
AUGCCUUCUGUGGAGGUCGAGCUGCCCAUAAUGGGUCAUUCAAUGCUCACUCAUCCUCACUGUUAUGGUCAUGGAGCUGUGCACUUCACUCAGACUUACAACCCUGACGGUGUAUCUCCCCUCUCUCCUUCAUCAGUCUAUUCACAACCACCAUCACGACCAAAACACUCUCAUGGGUCGUUGUCUUUCCUUUCUUCUGGUAUGAGCCGCUCUGAAUCUAGCGAACAAUUACCUGCUCCAUCCCGGCGGACUGUGGAAAAAUUUCCUGUUACUGUGUCGCCGUUUCGAUCUGUUCGCCAGAUGAAGGAGCCCUUUCAACUAAAACUUCCUCAUUCGCCGUCGUUUGAAAACAAUCUCGUUGUGUCAAGUUCGUUCUCGACCCGAGAACUGAAGGAAAACAAAUCACAGCCACGAAGUCUUCGGUCACCUAUCGGGCUUCCUCCGUUGCGUACCUGUAGAUCAGACCAAAAUCUGGUCGCGGGUGCCUUGGAGACAUUCGGACUGCUACCUAGUCCCACCUUGUCCGAACCUCGACUCACAUCGAAACUUAACACCGCACGGAGAGACUUUCUUGUCCAGAAGGAGAAGCCGCUUCCUGUUCCCAAGUGUUUGUGCUAUCUGCCGACCCAAAAGUGCGAAUUCUGUCUAGCAAAGGUAGAACGUGAAGUGAUAUCACCUGUUGAUACUAUAACUGCAACUUUUUGUCAGGCUGAAAUACCAGAGGAAGUUCCAACACAAACAUUGGCACCGAGCUUCUCUUCCCAAGAGAUGCGCAAUCCAACCUCCACGCCGCAAUUGCAACAGCUCAACGAGAUCAAAUCUCCUCCAAUCUCCUCGACAAAAAACCAUAAGCGGUCAAGAACAACCACAGUUUCGAGCGCAGCCAGCUGGGUUCCAGAGAACUUGACAUACUGUGAGGACUGGCUUCAGAAGGUUCCUUUAGAAACUCCAGAGCGGGAAGAUGGAAGGGGCCGGGAGGUCAACAGGCGCAAAUUUCAGAUAGUUCAACAGACCGAUGAUCCAUUUCCAAUAAGUCGACCAACUCAUCAGACUCGCAAACCUGCAGGCUUGAGCAUCGAUACGGAUGUGGCUAAUAACCCUGUGAUGCUUGCUGUAGCUAGCAAGACUAAACCGAAGCUCGUUGAUAUCUCACGGCCCUCAUCAUCCGGGACAACGUUCUCCAUCCCCAUGCAUCCACCACCCUCGUGGAGACGUCCAUCGACGCCGGAACAACGAAGUAUAAAUGAAAUAUCUGCUUUUAGUCCAGACACUCCUCAGGAUAUCCCAGAUAGUGGCUAUGUCACACAGCAAUCCAACCGAUCGUCAGAUGAGAGCCAUGAGUUUAGAGAUGAUGAGUAUGAUGCUGCAUUCGAGAUCGCGGCAAUUGAAUCCUCAUCAGAGCCACCAUGCAAUCUUUCUUUUAUGACAAGCAUCUUUACCGAUCAGAAACCAAAGCAUCGGUAUUAUAUGUCGUCCUACAACAGACACAAACCUUCAUCCAGUCACAAGAAGGAUGAACCUCCACGAACGCCACCUGCCAUGUCUCCCAAGACCGUUGAUCAAGAAACGUUGGUCAAGUUCUGGGAUUACGAAUGGACACUAGAUCAACUCGAAGAUUCCAUCAAGGCAUAUUCCAAAUACGCUCUCCGGCUCACAUCACCCGUCAUCAUCCUAAUUCGACAGAAUCACGAAAACACGAUCAUCCGACCAUUCAAGAAGAUUUUCCCCACAGCCCAGGAUAAUCUAAUCGACUCUCUCUGCGCAGCAUUGAUUGCGAGAAACUAUCUCGUGUCAAUGGCAUCGACACACCAUCAUCGCCUAAACAACACAUCCCCUUCUCAUACCAUCUCCCAAUUUAACACCACCAGCAGCAAUCUAUCUAAACUGGACAGCGUACCCGAAAAGGCAAGGGCAACACUCGGUCUCGCCUUUCCGACCAAUCCAUGCAAAUUGAACUUGAACAUCCCGAACCAAACGAUGGGAGCUCGAAGCUUGGAAAUCCAAAAGGGCCUUGACCGGAUUGUGGAUAAAUUGCUCUUCUCCAUCUGUGGUCGACAUGAUGAGACGCUUAAGGCGUCGGUGACGGUAUUGAUGCAGGUUCUUGAGUUGAAGGAAUCAAAGGCUUAA